This is a messenger RNA of Odobenus rosmarus divergens (Pacific walrus), 3935 nucleotides long. RefSeq names its product kinesin family member 5A (gene KIF5A). Gene Ontology annotation, molecular function: microtubule binding; ATP binding; microtubule motor activity. The record is from RefSeq and is a predicted model, not a curated record. Gene Ontology annotation, biological process: microtubule-based movement. The coding region runs from base 257 to 3355 and encodes 1032 amino acids. NCBI's taxonomy places the organism in Eukaryota, Metazoa, Chordata, Mammalia, Carnivora, Odobenidae. The transcript is spliced from 29 exons.
GCGCUGCAGCGCGAGGGGCGGAGAGGCAGAGCGCCGGGAGAGGACCAGACGCCCAGGUCGCCCGCAUCCCCGUGCCGCAGGAGCGAGCAAGCGCGCCCCGGCCCUGCUCUCCAGCCUUCGCCCGGGCGCCCCACCUGCUUUCUCGGCUCCAGAGACCGAGCACCUGUCCUCCGCCUCGGCCCCAGCUGAGCACCCCUCCGGAGCGCACACCUCCCCUGCAGCCCGAGAAGUGCCCAGCCCGUCGCCGGCGACCACCAUGGCGGAGACCAACAACGAAUGUAGCAUCAAGGUGCUCUGCCGAUUUCGGCCCCUGAACCAGGCCGAGAUUCUGCGGGGAGACAAGUUCAUCCCCAUUUUCCAAGGGGACGACAGCGUCGUUAUUGGGGGGAAGCCAUAUGUCUUUGACCGUGUGUUCCCCCCAAACACGACUCAGGAGCAAGUUUAUCAUGCGUGUGCCAUGCAGAUUGUCAAAGAUGUCCUUGCUGGCUACAAUGGCACCAUUUUUGCUUAUGGACAGACAUCCUCAGGGAAAACACAUACCAUGGAGGGAAAGCUGCAUGACCCCCAGCUGAUGGGAAUCAUUCCUCGAAUUGCCAGAGACAUCUUCAACCACAUCUACUCCAUGGAUGAGAACCUUGAGUUCCACAUCAAGGUUUCUUACUUUGAGAUUUACCUGGACAAAAUUCGCGACCUUCUGGAUGUGACCAAGACAAAUCUGUCUGUUCAUGAAGACAAGAAUCGGGUGCCAUUUGUCAAGGGUUGUACCGAACGCUUUGUGUCCAGCCCAGAGGAGAUUUUAGAUGUGAUUGACGAGGGGAAAUCAAAUCGUCAUGUGGCUGUCACCAACAUGAAUGAGCACAGUUCUCGAAGCCACAGCAUCUUCCUCAUCAACAUCAAGCAGGAGAACAUGGAGACUGAGCAGAAGCUCAGUGGGAAGCUGUAUCUAGUGGACCUGGCAGGGAGCGAGAAGGUCAGCAAGACCGGAGCAGAGGGAGCCGUGCUGGAUGAGGCAAAGAAUAUCAACAAGUCACUGUCAGCCCUUGGGAACGUGAUCUCUGCACUGGCUGAGGGCACAAAAAGCUACGUUCCAUAUCGUGACAGCAAAAUGACACGGAUUCUCCAGGACUCUCUGGGAGGAAACUGCCGGACAACUAUGUUCAUCUGCUGCUCACCGUCCAGCUACAACGAUGCAGAGACCAAGUCCACCCUGAUGUUCGGGCAGCGGGCAAAGACCAUUAAGAACACUGCCUCAGUGAAUCUGGAGUUGACUGCUGAGCAGUGGAAGAAGAAAUAUGAGAAGGAGAAGGAGAAGACAAAGGCUCAGAAGGAGACGAUCGCCAAGCUAGAGGCUGAGCUCAGCCGGUGGCGCAAUGGAGAGAAUGUGCCUGAGACGGAGCGCCUGGCUGGGGAUGAGGCAGCCCUGGGAGCUGAGCUCUGUGAGGAGACCCCUGUGAACGACAACUCAUCCAUCGUGGUGCGCAUCGCGCCUGAGGAGCGGCAGAAAUACGAGGAGGAGAUCCGCCGCCUCUAUAAGCAGCUCGAUGACAAGGACGAUGAGAUCAACCAGCAGAGCCAGCUCAUAGAGAAGCUUAAGCAGCAGAUGCUGGACCAGGAAGAGCUGCUGGUAUCCACUCGAGGAGACAACGAGAAGGUCCAGCGGGAGCUGAGCCACCUGCAGUCAGAGAACGAUGCUGCUAAGGAGGAGGUGAAGGAGGUGCUGCAGGCCUUGGAGGAGCUGGCUGUGAACUACGACCAGAAGUCCCAGGAAGUGGAGGAGAAGAGCCAGCAAAACCAGCUUCUGGUGGAUGAGCUGUCUCAGAAGGUGGCCACCAUGCUGGCUCUGGAGUCUGAGUUGCAGCGGCUACAAGAGGUCAGUGGACACCAGCGGAAGCGAAUUGCGGAGGUGCUGAAUGGGCUGAUGAAGGACCUGAGUGAGUUCAGUGUCAUCGUGGGCAACGGGGAGAUUAAGCUGCCGGUGGAGAUCAGCGGAGCCAUCGAGGAGGAGUUCACGGUGGCCCGACUCUAUAUCAGCAAAAUCAAGUCGGAAGUCAAGUCUGUGGUCAAGCGCUGCCGGCAGCUAGAGAACCUGCAGGUUGAAUGUCAUCGCAAGAUGGAGGUGACUGGGCGGGAGCUCUCAUCCUGCCAGCUCCUCAUCUCCCAGCAUGAGGCCAAGAUCCGCUCGCUUACAGAAUAUAUGCAGAGUGUGGAACUAAAGAAGCGGCACCUGGAAGAGUCCUAUGACUCCCUGAGCGACGAGCUGGCCAAGCUGCAGGCCCAGGAAACUGUGCAUGAAGUGGCCCUGAAGGACAAGGAGCCAGACACACAGGAUGCAGAUGACGUAAAGAAGGCCCUGGAGGUGCAGAUGGAGAGUCACAGGGAGGCCCAUCACCGGCAGCUGGCCCGGCUCCGGGAUGAGAUCAAUGAGAAGCAGAAGACCAUCGAUGAGCUCAAAGACCUGAAUCAGAAGCUGCAAUUAGAGCUAGAGAAGCUUCAGGCUGACUACGAGAAGCUGAAGAACGAAGAACAUGAGAAGAGCAGCAAACUCCAGGAGCUGACAUUUCUGUACGAGCGACAUGAACAGUCCAAGCAGGACCUCAAGGGUCUGGAGGAGACAGUUGCCCGGGAACUCCAGACCCUCCACAACCUUCGCAAGCUGUUCGUUCAAGACGUCACGACUCGAGUCAAGAAAAGUGCAGAAAUGGAGCCCGAGGACAGUGGGGGGAUUCACUCCCAAAAGCAGAAGAUUUCCUUUCUUGAGAACAACCUGGAACAGCUUACAAAGGUUCACAAACAGCUGGUACGUGACAAUGCAGAUCUGCGUUGUGAGCUUCCUAAAUUGGAAAAACGACUUAGGGCUACGGCUGAGAGAGUUAAGGCCCUGGAGGGUGCACUGAAGGAGGCCAAGGAAGGAGCCAUGAAGGACAAGCGCCGGUACCAGCAGGAGGUGGACCGCAUCAAGGAGGCCGUCCGGUACAAGAGCUCCGGCAAGCGGGGCCAUUCUGCUCAGAUUGCCAAACCCGUCCGGCCCGGCCACUACCCAGCAUCUUCACCCACCAAUCCCUAUGGCACCCGGAGCCCUGAGUGCAUCAGUUACACCAACAGCCUCUUCCAGAACUACCAGAACUUGUACCUGCAGGCUGCGCCCAGCUCCACCUCAGACAUGUACUUUGCAAACUCCUGUACCAGCAGCGGGGCCACAUCUUCCGGCGGGCCCCUGGCUUCCUACCAGAAGGCCAACAUGGACAAUGGAAAUGCCACAGAUAUCAAUGACAACAGGAGUGACCUGCCUUGCGGCUAUGAGGCUGAGGACCAGACCAAGCUUUUCCCUCUCCACCAAGAGACGGCAGCCAGCUAAUCUCCCUCAUGGACUGCCGCAUACCUGCACUUUCAGUUUCUAAGAGGGCCUGAGGCCUCUCCUCUCAGCAUGCUGCAAACCUGUGGUCUCUGAUACUAACAACUCCCUCCCAACCCUAGUUGUUCAACUGUACUGUUUGAUGUCUUCUCUUACUCUGUACCUCUUUGUACUCUGUAUCUGUAUAUCAAAAGCUGCUGCUAUGUCUCUCUUCUCUCUGUCUUACUCUCUAAGUAUCUAAUGAUGUAUUUAGCAAUUUCUAAGCAUAGUAUACUCACUCUCCUCAUUUGGGGCAAUAGGGAGGAGGGUGAGUGUUUCUUCUUUCAAACACGCGUCUCUCACACUGAGUGGUAUUAGUCAUGGAGAUGAUAAAAGGAAAAAUGGGAGCUAGAGGGCCGUGAUCCUUCACACGCACGCGCACACGCACGCACACACACACACACACACACACACACAAAGCCUUAAGUGGAAGAAUGUCUUAGCGUCAGAAGAAGACACAGAAAUAGACUCUCCCCCUCCUUUUUCACCGACAGCACAGGGGAGGGUAACCUGGAAGGACUGCUACCUGACACGUAGAAUUUUC